Messenger RNA from Hemiscyllium ocellatum (epaulette shark), 849 nucleotides. RefSeq names its product gap junction beta-2 protein-like. The transcript has a single exon. Lineage: Eukaryota; Metazoa; Chordata; Chondrichthyes; Orectolobiformes; Hemiscylliidae. Bases 1 to 849 code for a protein of 282 amino acids. The record is from RefSeq and is a predicted model, not a curated record. Gene Ontology annotation, cellular component: connexin complex. Gene Ontology annotation, biological process: cell communication.
AUGAACUGGCCUGUCUUCUACACUGUUCUAAUAGGGGUGAACAAGCAUUCGACCGGCAUCGGGCGGAUAUGGCUCUCUGUUCUGUUCAUUUUCAGGAUCAUGGUGCUGGUUGUGGCUGCAGAAAGUGUCUGGGGCGAUGAAAAGACUGGCUUCACUUGCAACACUCAGCAGCCAGGUUGCAACAGUGUCUGUUAUGAUCAGUUUUUCCCCAUCUCCCACAUAAGGCUUUGGGCUCUCCAGCUGAUUCUGGUGGCCACUCCUGCUCUCCUGGUGGCCAUGCACGUUGCCCAUAAGCAUCACGUGGAAAAGAAGAUUUUCCGGAUCAAGCAGCUCACGGGUGAAGCUGGGGAAGUGGACAUAGAGAAGGUGACCAAGCGGAAAAUGCAUAUCGUCGGCUCUCUCUGGUGGACCUACGUGAUCAGUAUUAUCUUCAGGGUGAUUUUCGAAGUUGCCUUCUUGUACAUCUUCUACAUGAUCUACCCGGGCUUCAGGAUGAUCCGACUGGUCAAGUGCGAUGCCUACCCUUGCCCCAACACAGUGGAUUGCUUUGUCUCCAGACCCACCGAAAAGACUAUCUUCACCAUCUUCAUGCUGGCGGUUUCUGGCGUCUGCGUGCUGCUGAAUAUAGCAGAGGUGGGCUACUUGAUCAUCAAGGCUUGUGUGAAACAGUGUCAGAAAAAAGAAACCAGAUCCAGUAAAAGUGCAUUUUACGGGCGUAAGUUUCCUCAAUUCAGACCACAUGAAAUAAAUGAGUUGCUGUCAAAUCAUGAACCAGCAUUUCUGAAAAACAGUAAAAUGAACGCUGUGCGGAAAAGUACAUCUAAUAAAGAUAUUUGUAGAACCGCCUGA